CUGCGAUAGAAACCCGAGCCGGAAGUGUCGGAGUGACGCAGCGCCUGGUUUCCGGUUUCCACAUGUAAACAACACCGCGCUUGGUCUCCUCUUCUCUUCCUCAACAUGUCCAUGGAGGAUCCGUUUUUCGUGGUCAAGGGGGAGGUGCAGAAGGCGGUGCUGUCAGCCCAGGGGCUCCACCUGCGAUGGGGCGAGCUGCUGCGGGCGCCUGGGGGCGGGGCCUCCCGGGAGGAGGCGGAGUGGACGACCAAUGAGCUGAGGAACAGCCUGAGGUCCAUCGAGUGGGACCUGGAGGACCUCGACGAGACCAUCGGUAUCGUUGAGUCCAACCCGAAGAAGUUCAACCUGGACGCUCCGGAGCUCGCCAAGAGGAAGGCCUUCAUCAGCGCCACCCGGAAGGAGGUCCAGGAGAUGAAGGAGCAGAUGUCCAGUCCGGCCACCUUGUCCAUCCCUGACAAGAACAACAGACAGGGGCCGGGCGGGGGUCCGGGCGGGGGUCCGGGCGGGGACCGCUACACCAGACUGGACCAGCAGCUGCAGACGGCCAACAGCCUGUUCAUAGAGGAGCAGCACUCACAGCAGCAGCUGAUGGCGGAGCAGCAGGACCAGCAGCUGGAGCUGGUCUCAGGGACCAUCGGGGUCCUGAAGAACAUGUCGGAGCGGAUCGGCCUGGAGCUGGACGAGCAGGCAGUCAUGCUGGAUGACUUCACCCACGAGGUCGACAACACGCACUCCAAGCUGGACAACGUGAUGAAGAAGCUGGCGAAGGUGUCCCACAUGACCAGCGACCGGCGCCAGUGGUGUGCGAUCGGGGCCCUGCUCCUCAUCCUCCUGGUGGUCCUGAUGCUGUUCUUCAUCCUCUGAUCCUCCUCUUCAUCACAAGACAGUCUCCGCUCAGCCAGGAGACCCAAGACCCGGACCCCCUAGAGACCCGGACCCCCUAGAGACCCAGACCCCCGAGAGACCCGGACCCCCGAGAGACCCAGACCCCCUAGAGACCCAGACCCCCUAGAGACCCGGACCCCCUAGAGACCUCGGACCCCC
This is a messenger RNA of Gadus morhua (Atlantic cod), 1044 nucleotides long. It is a transcript of the gene stx6, whose product is annotated as syntaxin 6. Gene Ontology annotation, cellular component: membrane. The record is from RefSeq and is a predicted model, not a curated record. The transcript is spliced from 8 exons. Bases 106 to 864 code for a protein of 252 amino acids. Gene Ontology annotation, biological process: Golgi vesicle transport. NCBI's taxonomy places the organism in Eukaryota, Metazoa, Chordata, Actinopteri, Gadiformes, Gadidae.